Pseudopipra pipra is the source of this 5787-nucleotide messenger RNA. RefSeq names its product TRIO and F-actin binding protein (gene TRIOBP). Gene Ontology annotation, biological process: positive regulation of substrate adhesion-dependent cell spreading. NCBI's taxonomy places the organism in Eukaryota, Metazoa, Chordata, Aves, Passeriformes, Pipridae. The record is from RefSeq and is a predicted model, not a curated record. Gene Ontology annotation, molecular function: actin filament binding. The transcript has 19 exons. Bases 1449 to 4979 code for a protein of 1176 amino acids. Gene Ontology annotation, cellular component: actin cytoskeleton.
CAUCCCUGCUUCCACAGGAGCCUGAGGCUGGGGGACCCCAAGCUCUGGUCUUCUGCUGCUGUUCCUUCCUCCUUUUCCUCCUGGCUGCCCCCUGCCAGGAGCCCAGCAGCCAAAAAUCUUCAUUUGUUAUGGAACCAUGUCUGAUUCAGUGGAUGACGUGCCCUGCAUGAACUUUGAAGCCAACAUAUUUGCAAAGAGCCUGUGUCAGCACUGUUUCCGAACUGCAGGGGCUCACCAGCAUGCUACUGAGGAGCAUGCUGUGGAGGUCACAGGGCGUGAUGCCUGCAGCAACCCAGAUCCAGGAGAGCCCUGGGACGCCCUCCAUAUUUUAGCCCCACAGUGCGAGGUGUACGUGUGCGUGGGCCCAGUGGAGGGGACAGAGCGCUGGCACGAGAGCAGGCGAUAUCCCCCACUCAGCCCCGGAGCUGAGAGUGAGCACAGAGAAACUGGCACCGACCCUAGCACCUGUGCUGAAGCCAACUCCACGCUUGCCAGGGUGAGAUGGGGAUCUCUUGCGGUUUGGGUUAUUCUGGUCUCCCCAGUCCCUUUGGCCCUUCAAUGUCACUUCUGCUGGGCACAUUCAGAGGGUUUCUGCGCACGCCGACAGGUUGAAUUCACCCCUCUGGCUCUCCCGCAGAAAGAAAAAGGAGCCCAUCAUGUGCAGGGAGUUGGAUUUGAUGGUCCUGAUGGGUCCCUUACAACUUGUGACAUUCUAUGAUUCUAAGGUCCUGAGAUGCAAGGGGGGGAUCAGCCGAGACUCUUAGUCCCCACAAAGGGGGCUCUCCCCCUAAAGAGCACAUGAGAUUCACUCUUGGAUUCCCCCAUGUGGACUGUCUAUGCUGUUUCUUGUCGUUGUUGGUCUGGGGUCAUCUUACACUCACGCAGCUGCUUUUCUGGUUUCUUUUUACUGGCAGCUUUGGGUUGAACAGGUUGUAACUUCUCAUAUAUGCUCGUACAUCCUUCCAGCCCACAAAAGCUACUGGUCCCCCUUGCAGAUAUCUGCCCUAUUUUGUCUCCCAGGAAGGGGAAAUGACCCGGUUGUGGGACAACACUUUGGGAUCAGGCAAACGGGACAUGAUGAGCUACAUGGGCCAUAAGGAGGAGGUGCGGUCUCGAGCCCCUCAGGCAGAUAGACCCAGGUGGGCUCAGCCCGUUCGCUCUGGAUCCUGGGUAAGAACUGAAGCCCAGGGCUCUAGGAAAGAAAUCUGCCCACUGAAAGCAGGUACUCUUGCUUGUUCCCGUGUGAGAUUCUAGUUCUGGUUUGCUUUCUACCCAGGGGUCUCUGAAGUUCAAAGCAGAUCUCUAUUGAGAUUUAGCAUCUCUUUAUCCAGUUGUGGUCCCAGAAGGUGUUCGACACCUCCAUGGGCACCAUGUGAGAGUCCAUCUCUGUGUGUGCUGACCACAAACCCUGGAUCUCUCAGGUGUUCUCUCAGGUGUUCUCUGUUUGCAUGGUUUGGCAUGCCCUUGGCUCGCAGUGCUGUGUCCCAGAGCUCCCACCCUGCCUGGAGGGAGUCUGGGUUUUAUCUCUCCCCUCCUGGACCAUUUCUAGCUCUCCUCCGAAGACCUGCUUUGCCGUGGACGUGGUGGCAUCCCGUGUCGCUCGUGCCUCCCCCAGUAACGGCCUUCUCCCCGUCCCAGAGCACCGUCCUGCCAGCCAGAAACGUGAGGAAAUCUGGCCGAAACACCGGAAAACUGACCCUCCCUGGGCAUCUACCCUGCCGCAUGCCCCAGCAGGCUCCCCAUCGGCCCGCAGCAACCCCUUUGGUGGCAGUGGGCACCCUGCUGGGUCUCGGGUGCGGGAGUCCCGUGGGCACCCCAGCAGUGGGGGCACAGAGGGGCGGCACGGGCUGGAGAGGCAGGAGUACACAGUGCUGGCAGACCUGCCCAAGCCCAAGCGCCUCGCACAGCGGGAUGCUGUUGACCGCUACGGUUCCCGGACACUCAGCCCUGGCCGAGUGGAGGUGGAGAGGAUAUUUGGCUGCGAACGCAGGAAAUCAGAGACGCUGGAGGCCUUCCAAGCUCUGGAGGAGGGCCGUGUGGACCGGCUCGAUGGCAAGACACCAGUGCCACUCAGCAAAGGCCACCUAGUUCGGAGGCAGUCCAGCCCCAGCCUGCCCAGGGAGAGUCAGCGAGUCUCCUGGCACUUUGAGCAGCGCAGCAGAGACCCCAAGGAGCCCCUGCGCUCCCCCAGCCCAGCUCGGCACUCUGAAAAGGCCAGCAGAAAGCGAGGGGACUCCCCGUGCCCUGCCAGCCCUGGCUGGCUGGAGAGAGGCAGCCGAAGCCCACGCUCUGCAAGCCCAGCCCACAGGUUGGAGAAGAGGGCAGGGGAGACCGUGAGCCCCCCCUGUCGCUCUGAGAAAAGCUGGAGAAGCCGAGGGGAGCCUGGCCGUCCCCCAAACUCAGAAAGGGGCCGAGCCACUUGGCAGGCAGGGAGUAUACGGCAAACACCGGAGAAGAAGAGCCGAGGGGACUCCCUGCACCCCACAGGUGUUGGGAAGGUCUCAGAUAACAGCAGGCUGAGCUGGGCAGGGCCACCCCCACAGUCCCUCAGUCCUGCAAGAUGUAUGGAGAGCACGAGGAAAAGCCAAAAGGAGAUCUCCCCUCCCAGUUUGGUGCGGGGAGCAGAGAGGCAACGGGUGAAGCCAGGGGAGCCACUGCACAUUUCAGGGCCCAGGAAGCCAUCUGAAUGUGGCUGGCAGAGCCUGCGGGAAAAGCUGACAUCCUCCCAGCCUGGAAAGGGUACCAGCAGUGACUGGAAAGGCCGAGGCAAGCCCCUGCGCCCCACGAGUCCAACACGACCACUGGAGCAGGACUGGAAGGGUCGGGGGGAUGUCCACCAAGCACAGGUGUGGGAGAAGGACUGGAAGCGCCAAGAGAUGACCGUGUGCCAUGCAGAUGUGAUGCGCCAGCUGGAAAGAGACUGGAAAAGCCCCGCUAGAGGUCUGGAUGUAGGACUACGGCCAGAUGACAGCUGGAAAAGGCCUGAGAGCCCAGCGCAGCAUCUGGAGGAGGACUGGAAGGGUCCUGAGCACACCCGAAACACAAACAACCCAGAGAAGCCAUUGGAAAGUGACUGGGGGAACAAGAGUCUUCUCAUUUACCAUCCCCAGCUGGGUGGAAGCACCUUCCCACUGCAAAGCAGCACCAGCUCCUCAGGAAGCCCGCAGCCACAUUUGAAUGCCACUAAGAAGCACAAGCCGGAUCUCCUCAAUUUCAAGAAGGGAUGGAUGUCCAUCCUGGAUGAGCCGGGAGAGUGGAAGAAACAUUGGUUCGUGCUGACCGACUCGAGCUUGAGGUAUUACCGGGACUCGAACGCAGAGGAGGCUGAUGACCUUGAUGGAGAAAUUGACCUCCGCUCCUGCACGGAUGUGACAGAGUUUGCAGUGCAACGCAACUAUGGCUUCCAGAUACACACAAAGGAUGCCGUCUUCACCCUGUCAGCGAUGACCUCGGGCAUCCGGCGCAACUGGAUCGAGGCCCUGAGGAAGAAUGUGCGCCCAGUCAGUGCUCCAGAUGUCACCAAGCUCUCUGACUGCGAUAAGGAGAACUCCUUCCGUAACUGUGUUCCCCAGAAAGGCUCACUCCGGAUGGAGGAGCAGCGGCCAGGCUCGGGCUCAGGCUCCGAGGGGAACUCGAAGGGCAGUCACUGGAAGGCAGAUGGGCAGCGCCAUGCCUUUGAUUAUGUGGAGCUGUCUCCCUUGCCACAGGACCCCGGGAAUCAGGGGUCCUCACAGAGGACAAAAGGGAGCUUGAGGAUCUCCGACCGAACUCCCAAGUACGAGGAGCUGGAGCGGGAUCUGGCCAUCCGUUCGGAGGAGAGGCGGAAAUGGUUUGAGACCCCUGAUGGCAGGGUCACAAACAGCGAUGGCCCAGCAGGGGACUCUUCCCGCAAGGUCGGGGAGCAGGACCUCCCCCCUCCACCACUUUCAGAGGAACAGCGGAUUCAUCUGAAUGAGGAGAUAGAGAAGAAGUGGCUGGAGCUGGAACGCCUGCCUUUGAAGGACUUGCAGCGAGUGCCCUUGACAGCACUGCUGAACCAGAGCAAGGGGGGCCAUGGAGACACCAAUGAGGCACUGAAAAAGGAGAUCCAGUCACUGCGGGCACAGCUGGAGUCCUGCCGGGCCAGAAAUGAGAGUCUUCGAGAGGCAGCAACAUCCCAGGGAGACAGCCAUGUGCCCCGAGGGUACAUCUCACAGGAGGCCUGUGAGCGUAGCCUGGCUGAGAUGGAGUCAUCCCACAAGCAAGUGAUGGAGGAGCUCCAGAGGCACCACCAGCGGGAGCUGGAGCGACUGCGGCAGGAGAAGGAGCGGCUUCUGGCAGAGGAGGCAGCGGCGACAGCAGCAGCCAUCGAAGCACUGAAGAAAGCCCACAGGGAGGAAAUGAAUAAGGAGCUAGGCAGGACACGAAGCUUCCAGCAAUGCAGCUCUCUCCCAGAAGCCCUCCAGAAGCAGCACCAGUUGGACGUGGAUUCCCUGAAGCGGGAGCUGCAGGUGCUUUCUGAGCAGUAUUCCCAGAAGUGCCUGGAAAUUGGGGAGCUCACCCAGAAGGCAGAGGAGCGGGAGCAGAUACUGCAGCGCUGUCAGCAGGAGGGGAAGGACCUCCUCCGGAAAAAUCAGGAGCUGCAGACCCGCCUCUCGGAUGAGAUCGGGAAGCUGCGGAGCUUUAUUUCAUCACGGAGCUCUGGAGACCGCUCUUCGCACAACAAUGAGCGGAGUUCCUGCGAGCUGGAGGUGCUGCUGCGAGUGAAGGAGAACGAGCUCCAGUACCUAAAGAAAGAGGUGCAGUGCCUCCGGGAGGAGCUGCAGAUGAUGCAAAAGGACAAGAGAUUUGCCUCAGGGAAAUACCAAGAUGUCUAUGCAGAGCUGAAUCACAUCAAGGUGCGCUCAGAGCGAGAGAUCGAGCAGCUGAAGGAGCACCUGCGCCUGGCCAUGGCGGCUCUGCAGGAGAAGGAGUCGCUGUGCAACAGUGUCGGCAAGUAACGGUCUGCUCUACGUUUGUUAUCUGUUCUAGUUUUGUAUUUGCUCCAUUCCUCACUUGUGGGGAGAGGGAGGUUGAAUCCCAUCCGUUAUCGCCUUGGCAAGGAAUCCCACACACCCCCAACCUCCUCACUCCCUUCCCAAAGCUUUUUGGAAGAACCCUUUUUGCCUGCAUACCUGAGCACAUUGUUUGGACUGGCUCCUUACAUGCACCUUCUUCAGGAUUUUUAUAUGUGAAAAUUAUAUUUUAUAGAGGAAUUUUUCCCCCACAGGAAGAAGGGGAAGAGGAGGAGGAAAACUUUUAUUACAUCACCAGCAUUUUUCUAACCUGAAAAAGAGAAUCUGUUUUUUUUUCCCCCUUCCCCAACCCCAUUGCUCCCAGCCACACAGCCACCUUUGGCACGUAUUCCCUCUCUUCCAAAUGUCUCCACGGUCCCCUGGGAUGUACGGCAAGGACCAUGCUUCCCCUCCCCGUGCCACCCCUCAGGACCUGCGGAGAAGACAUGCAAGCCAUAGGAGGGAGACGCUGGGGCCACCUGCCAUGGAUGUGCUUGCCUGGGACAUUUGAAAGAGGACACCUUGGCAAGAGUCCGCAUGAUCAAGCUCUCUCCGUAUCUGCCCUUUUGGCUCCUUCAAGAACCCGCGUUGGCAGGAGCCCAAAGCCACGGGGCUUCUCCUUUCUGGAGAAGAGGAGCUGUGAGGCUGCUACUGCACCCGCCGGAGCCAACCUCCCCAAGGUGGCAGCUGCUGCUGCUCUGCUGUACCCUUCAACUUUUAACUUAAUAAAAUCUUCCCCUUUCGCUGAGAAAAA